GGCUGACCUGGCAGCCGGGGACCCGGGGAAGGCGACCCUGCAGAGGAAUCCCUCCCAGCUCCCAGAGAGAUCAGCUGAAGAGAACCGGCGCGCCGAUGGAGACUGCCGGCCUCGGUGUACGGGUGGGGAAACUGAGGCCUGGGCGCGAUGGGCACUGCCCAAGGUUUGAUAUGCAAUGAUUCUGGCCUGAGUUCCAGGAUGGUUUGUUCUUGGGACCAGACGUGACCAAAAGUUGACCUCAUGAGCACAUCAAUCUCUUCCGCUGCCAUGCUCCUCCGGAGGCUGCGGCGACUCUCCUGGGGCAGCACUGCUGUCCAGCUCUUCAUCCUGACAGUGGUGACAUUUGGCCUACUGGCCCCCUUGGCCUGUCAUCGGCUUCUGCACUCGUAUUUCUAUCUGCGCCAUUGGCAUCUGAACCAAAUGAGCCAGGAGUUUCUGCAGCAGAGCUUGAAAGAGGGGGAAGCUGCCCUCCACUACUUUGAGGAGCUGCCCUCUGCCAAUGGCUCAGUGCCCAUUGUUUGGCAGGCCACCCCCCGCCCCUGGCUGGUGAUUACCAUCAUCACCGUGGACAGACAGCCUGGCUUCCACUACGUCUUGCAGGUGGUGUCCCAGUUCCACCGGCUGCUGCAGCAGUGCGGCCCCCAGUGUGAAGGGCAUCAGCUCUUCCUGUGCAACGUGGAGCGCAGUGUGAAUCAUUUCGAUGCCAAGCUGCUCUCUAAGUAUGUCCCUGUGGCAAACCGCUAUGAGGGCACUGAGGAUGACUAUGGCGACGACCCUUCAACCAACUCAUUUGAGAAAGAGAAGCAGGACUAUGUCUAUUGCCUGGAGUCAUCCCUGCAGACCUACAAUCCAGACUACAUCCUGAUGGUGGAAGACGAUGCUGUGCCGGAGGAGCAAAUCUUUCCGGUCUUGGAGCACCUUCUGCGGGCUCGCUUCUCCGAGCCCCACCUCAGAGAUGCCCUUUAUCUAAAGCUCUAUCACCCAGAGAGGCUUCAACACUAUAUCAACCCAGAACCCAUGAGGAUCCUGGAGUGGGUUGGUGUAGGCAUGUUGUUGGGGCCCUUACUUACCUAUAUUUACAUGAGGUUUGCCAGCCGUCCAGGGUUCAGCUGGCCUGUCCUGCUUUUCUUCUCCCUCUAUAGUAUGGGGCUGGUUGAACUGGUGGGCCGGCACUAUUUCCUGGAACUGCGGCGGCUGAGCCCUUCCUUGUACAGCGUGGUUCCUGCCUCUCAGUGUUGUACCCCAGCCAUGCUCUUCCCUGCCCCUGCAGCCCGCCGGACCCUCACCUACCUGUCGCAGGUGUACUGUCAUAAAGGUUUUGGCAAGGACAUGGCCCUGUACUCACUGUUGAGGUCCAAGGGAGAGCGGGCCUAUGUGGUCGAGCCCAAUCUGGUGAAACACAUAGGGCUCUUCUCCAGCCUCCGGUACAACUUCCAUCCUAGUCUGCUCUAGGGAGCCAAGAAAUGCCUCUCUGGAAUUGGCCACUUUUUAGAGAUUCAAAUAUUAUGCUCUUUAUUUAGACACGGUUGCUUGCAGAUAUUUCCUUGUUUAAUGUUGCUAGGAGGAAAGGCACUGGGACAGCUGAGGAACAUACGGAAGUCAACAACCUUGGCUUUGGUAACCUCCUGGCAAGGGCAGCAGUUUGCCACAGCCCCGGACCUCUCCUUCCACACAGCCACACUGCCUCAUGCAGUCUGACCCACCCAGGGAGGGCGCAUUUACAUACAAGUUAUGUUCUCUGAUUGUUUUAAGCUUCUCUUUGUGAUGGAGCUUGUGACUGCCAAAAAUCUUGUGCACAGUGUUAUUAUGACUGAUUUAGAAUUUUAAGUAGAAUUUGGUGAAACAUAAGAUUCUUCUGAAUUGGUGUUUUUCCUCAUUGGGUAUGAGAAUGAAUGUAUGUUUAGAAUAUAUGCCCAAAGAGGCAGGACCAGUUCACUUAUUUCCUUAACUUGGUGUAAUAAAAACUGGUGAAAGCCAUGCAGUGCCCAGCAUCUUGAAGGCAGGUGAUCUGGCUUUUCUGUUACCUUGCGUUUUCUUUUCCGAGAUCAGACGAGAUCGGGCGUUCAGGGUGGUAUGGCCGUAGACUCUUUUCCUGUUGAUCUCUAGUACACUGAUAAUCCAUACGAUUAGUGAGAACUUGAAGGCACAGCACAAUCAAGUCUUCUGAAUCAUCACAUUGCUUAUGUCUGAUAGUGAUUUAGUAUUGAAUGAUUCUUUCCUAUGCUGAUUCUUUGACAGCUGGACAUUUCAGAAGGCUAUGAGUAAGGUCUUUACUAGUAACAUUACUUUUUCCUAACUACUGGCUAACUGUUCACCCUCAUCUCUUUUUCUUCUAGGAAACAUUAUAGAAUAAAAACAUUGGCUGUGAAGUCAGAAGAUCUGAACUUUUAUUACAGAUCUCUGCCAUGUGCUGAUUAUGUGACCUUUAGCAAGUCAUGUAACCACUCUGGGUCUCAAAUUUUUCACCUGUAAAAUGAGAACAGUAAUACCUACCUUUUAAAGUUGUCUUGAGGAUUAAAUUACAAAAUAUGUUUAUGUUUGGGCUUCACAAGUGCUUAGUAUGUAGUGGAUGCUUGGUAAAUUUCUCCCCUGUAAUAAGCACAUGAAAAUCAAGUGUAUUUAAAAUUUUUUUUAUUUAA
Molecule: messenger RNA, 2639 nt
Organism: Lepus europaeus (European hare)
Lineage: Eukaryota; Metazoa; Chordata; Mammalia; Lagomorpha; Leporidae
Gene: PGAP4
Product: post-GPI attachment to proteins GalNAc transferase 4
Exons: 2
Coding region: 241-1452 (403 amino acids)
Biological process (GO): GPI anchor biosynthetic process
Cellular component (GO): Golgi membrane
Molecular function (GO): glycosyltransferase activity
Source: RefSeq, a predicted model, not a curated record